AUGGAAAAGUUGAGACCCAAAAUAAGUCAAGUCGUACAAGGUGAGUCUGUGAAGUCCUUUAAGUCCCAAACCCUCAAGGAUUCUCAUUCAAAGUCCCUCAAUGUGGUGGAGGAACUGGAGAGCAUUUACGAGAUGUCGGAGCUCCUCAUUUCAAGCUUGAAGAAGGAAGCGCAAGCCUUGACCCCCGCCCAGGUCUACCCCACUUCUUGUCUCAGUUCCGGAGAAGCUGGUGACCAGGUCACCGUCAAGGUGCCAGGACAAAGCCCCUUCCCCGUCUUCUGCGACAAUCAGCUAGCUGGUCCUGGCUGGCUGGUGAUCCAGCGCCGGCUUAACGGCAGCCUGAGCUUCUUCCGCCACUGGGAAGAGUACAAAGAAGGGUUCGGUAGCCUCGAGGGAGAGUUCUUCCUGGGCCUGGAGAAGAUUCGGGGCCUGACUGCCCUGGAGCCUCACGAACUGUACGUCCAUCUGGAGGACUUCCAAGGAACCAAGAAGCAUGCCAAGUUCGACGAGUUCGCCAUUGGAAGCGCGGAGGACGACUACGCCAUGAACGUCCUGGGAAAGUAUUCCGGAACGGCGGGCGACUCCCUGCGCUCCCAUCGGAAAAUGAAGUUCUCCACCUACGACAGGGACAACGACAAGGAGUUCAACAAAAACUGCGCCUUCUACUACCUGGGCGGGUGGUGGUACAACGCCUGCCUGGACAGCAACCUUAAUGGGCAGUACGUGCCGGGGGGGCAGUACGAGGAGAAGCUGUUCGCCCGGGGCAUGUGCUGGCGUUCCUGGCGCGGCCACAACUACGGCUACAAGAUCACCCAAAUGAUGAUACGGCCCAAGUGCCGAAACGUACCAGUACCAGUACCAGUGACUCAGACGUGA
Molecule: messenger RNA, 876 nt
Organism: Drosophila bipectinata
Lineage: Eukaryota; Metazoa; Arthropoda; Insecta; Diptera; Drosophilidae
Source: RefSeq, a predicted model, not a curated record